UGGAAGUGAUGCUGCUGCGAGCUUUUACUUGGCAGGAUUCUGGUUGUAUUAGGCUCCUCGUAGAGGAGGAGCCUUCUCCUAGCCAGCAGUGUCUUCGGUGGUGGCGAUGUCCACAAGCACGGACACAGCAUGGCACAGUGUCAGAAGUGGCUUCCCAUCCAAGAUUGGCAGUGCCAUCUAUCCCCAAAGCUGUGAGAGAUCGGACCAUAGGCCGUUGGCUCUUAAUUUGCAGUGGGACUGUGGCUGGAGCUGUGGUGCUGGGUGGUGUCACAAGGCUGACAGAGUCUGGGCUUUCCAUGGUUGACUGGCACCUAGUGCGGGAGAUGAAGCCUCCUCAGUCACAGCAAGAGUGGGAGGCAGAAUUCCAAAAGUACCAGCAGUUUCCGGAAUUUAAAAUCCUGAACCAUGACAUGACGCUGACGGAGUUCAAAUUCAUCUGGUAUAUGGAGUAUUCACACCGUAUGUGGGGAAGGCUGGUGGGGCUGGCGUACAUCAUCCCAGCAGCCUACUUCUGGAGGAAGGGCUACUUGAACCGAUCCUUGAAAACCCGUGUCCUUGCUCUUUGUGGGCUAGUCUGCUUCCAGGGUCUGUUGGGUUGGUAUAUGGUAAAAAGUGGACUAGAGGAAAAGACAGACAGUCAUGAUAUCCCUCGGGUCAGUCAAUAUCGUCUAGCUGCACAUCUGGGCUCUGCACUUAUUCUUUACUGCUCCAGCCUUUGGACUGGGCUCUCAUUGCUGCUGCCACUGCACAAGUUACCUGAAACCCACCAACUUCUACGCUUGAGGAGGUUCAGUUAUGGAACAGCAGGCCUUGUUUUCCUCACUGCCAUCUCAGGGGCAUUUGUGGCAGGAUUGGAUGCUGGACUUGUAUAUAAUUCCUUCCCCAAGAUGGGAGAACACUGGGUCCCUGAUGAUCUCCUUGCUUUUUCCCCACGUCUGAAGAAUUUUUUUGAGAAUCCUACAACUGUGCAGUUUGAUCACAGAAUCCUGUGGAAUGGCUUGCCUAAGGAGGCCAAAAAUUUCCCCAGAUGUCUGUCAGUCUACAGAUUACAUAGAACAGAAUCAUUCAGGGAACCUUGUCUGUCACGGCUGUCACAGGUUUGUACCUGCUUUCUAGGAAGAUCCCUCUCCCAAGCAGGACUAGGUUGGCAGUGGCUUCUUUACUGGCUGUGGCAUACCUCCAGGUCACCCUGGGUAUCAGCACACUACUCCUGUAUGUCCCAACUUCUUUAGCAGCUACUCAUCAGUCAGGGUCCUUGAUUCUGCUCAGUGUGGCUCUGUGGCUGAUUCAUGAACUUAGGAGGAUCCCUAAAUAGCUGCACCUUCCCAGCCAGAUCAUUUCUUUGGGCCUGAGGACUCGGGGAUGCUGUCCUCACUACAUGUGUUGUAUGAGCCUCUUCCUGGAGUCCUCAGCUUGGUCAGAGUGGAAAUUUGACAUCAUGAUCUGGAGCACUUGAUUGCAAAAAUUGGUUAACAUACACCGCUGUACCUGAAUUAUUUGGUCAGAGUGUGCAGGGGAUAAACUGCUUCUAUUUUGGUCUGUACUGUGCCUCACGCUCUGAUGUGCUGUUUGGCUGGGGCUGAGUUCAAGAGCAUUCUAUAGCAUUUAUUUUCAGAACUCUAUUGAGGAAUGAGAUUAUAGGUGUAUAAAAUUACUGGAGAGUGGAACUGGGAUUUUGGAUGAACAAGCAAGGACUUGGUAUGUUAGAGAUUACAGUGUGCGGUGAGGCUGGUUGUAUAUCCUGGCCAAUCUGUGUUUAUGAACCACGUAAGCAAAAGUCUCUAGUUGCUGUGAUUUAACUACGUUUUUCAAAAAAAUGUUUGAAAUGUCAAAUGAUGUACUGUCCCAUUUAACCCUUUUGAAUAAUCACAUUUUCCUUAUUUAAUAAAAAACAAAAUGUUUUCCCAUUA
This is a messenger RNA of Sphaerodactylus townsendi, 1910 nucleotides long. RefSeq names its product cytochrome c oxidase assembly protein COX15 homolog (gene COX15). The record is from RefSeq and is a predicted model, not a curated record. Lineage: Eukaryota; Metazoa; Chordata; Lepidosauria; Squamata; Sphaerodactylidae. The transcript is spliced from 10 exons. Gene Ontology annotation, molecular function: oxidoreductase activity, acting on NAD(P)H, heme protein as acceptor. Gene Ontology annotation, biological process: heme A biosynthetic process. The coding region runs from base 9 to 1232 and encodes 407 amino acids. Gene Ontology annotation, cellular component: mitochondrial inner membrane.